UGCACAGUAAACAGUUUCAGAUUUUAUCGUGUGUGUGCAAUUCGUGGAAGAAAAUUCUUCGAAAUUACCAAACAAAUAUUCAAAAACCAUAAAUCGAAAACGGCAAACAAAUAUCUAGUGAAAUACCGACUAAAGUUGUGAAAUUGAAUAAAAAUGUGAAAAUUUGUGUAUUUGUGCUCGCUACCCGAAGACUCUGGCUAUACACACACUCGUAUACAGUGUAUACACACACAUAUACACACAUACACGUAGACAAAAUACUACUACAAAAAACGAAAGAGAAGAAGAAGAAAGAACCCUCCCUCACACAGAAAACGACGAAAUCACUUUUUUUGGGAACAGUGCGCGGCAAAGCGACCCAAAUAAAGAAAGCGAACUGCCAAGCAAAGCAAAUUAAAGAGAAGUACUCACAGCAACAUACACACGCACACGAGCACACACACACACAUAUAGAAGUAGAAGUAGUGGGAGUGAAAGAGUCGAUUAAUUAAGUAUUCGGAUCAUGGACGAUGCCAACAUACAGGACAAGGAGCGCUUUGCUAGUCGCGAGAAUCACUGUGAGAUUGAGAGACGACGUCGCAACAAGAUGACUGCCUACAUAACGGAACUAUCGGACAUGGUGCCCACAUGCAGCGCCUUGGCCCGCAAACCGGACAAGUUGACCAUACUCCGGAUGGCUGUGGCCCACAUGAAGGCGCUUCGUGGCACUGGCAAUACGAGCAGUGAUGGCACCUACAAGCCCAGCUUUCUAACCGAUCAGGAACUGAAGCAUUUAAUUCUAGAAGCAGCCGACGGAUUUCUCUAUGUUGUCUCGUGCGAUUCGGGUCGUGUGAUUUACGUGUCGGAUUCGGUGACGCCAGUGUUGAAUUAUACGCAGAGCGAUUGGUAUGGCACCAGUUUGUAUGAGCACAUCCAUCCGGAUGAUAGGGAUAAGAUCAGGGAGCAGCUGUCCACGCAGGAGUCACAGAAUGCUGGUCGCAUCUUGGAUUUGAAGUCGGGCACGGUAAAAAAGGAGGGUCAUCAGUCGAGCAUGCGUCUCAGCAUGGGCGCCCGUCGUGGUUUCAUCUGCCGGAUGCGUGUCGGCAACGUUAAUCCCGAUGCCAUGGUCUCUGGCCAUUUGAAUCGCCUGAAGCAGCGCAAUUCAUUGGGUCCAUCGAGAGAUGGCUCCAACUAUGCCGUCGUCCAUUGCACCGGGUAUAUUAAGAACUGGCCACCAACGGAUAUGUUUCCCAAUGUGCACAUGGAUCGCGACGUGGAUGACAUGGCCUCCCAUUGCUGCCUGGUGGCAAUUGGCCGACUCCAGGUCACCUCGACGGCAGCCAACGAUAUGAGCGGAAGCAAUAAUCAGAGCGAGUUCAUCACACGACACGCUUUCGAUGGCAAAUUCACGUUCGUCGAUCAACGGGUGCUCCACAUCCUGGGCUAUACACCGACGGAGCUGCUCGGCAAGAUAUGCUACGAUUUCUUCCAUCCCGAGGAUCAGAGCCACAUGAAGGAGAGCUUCGAUCAGGUGCUCAAGCAGAAGGGACAAAUGUUUUCGCUUCUGUAUCGCGUUCGCGCCAAGAACUCGGAAUAUGUUUGGUUGCGCACCCAGGCGUAUGCCUUCCUCAAUCCCUACACGGACGAGGUGGAGUACAUCGUCUGCACGAAUAGCUCCGGCAAGACACUCCACGGUGCCACACCCGAACAGCAGCAGCAACAGCAGACGGAACAGCAGCAACAACAGCAGCAGCAGCAGCAACAACAUGUCUAUGUCCAGGCGCCGGGUGUGGAUUAUACGCUGCAGCCGCCGAGGCGAGAGAUUACCCCAACCGGCGGCGAUGGCGGCAUCUAUCAGCUGCACAUGCAGGCGCCGCCGCCGCCGCCACGUCCCGCUUCGCCGGUGGGCUACAGCUACGAUGCCACACAUUCGCCGUAUGGCGCUGCGGCACCGUCGCCCCUGGCCAAAAUACCCAAAUCGGGCAGUUCACCCACGCCAAAUGCUUGGGGCGUGGCACUGCGUCCGACGCCGCAGCAGCAACAGCAGCCACAACAACAACAACAGCAGCAGCCAACGGGUCCAACCGAGGCCUAUCCAGCCUAUCAGCAAAGCAGUCCUGCCCGCUCGCCGAGCGGACCAACCUACACCCAGCUGAGUGCGGGCAGCAACCAACAACAACAGCAGCAGCAACGCCAACAGGCUGCUGCUUAUCAGGCGGCGCCAGCUGCCACACCUUGGGGCGACUGGCAGAAUGCUGGUGCCACACAUCCGGCUCAUCCGCAUCCGCACCCCCACCCACAUCCGCAUCCGCAUGCAGCAGCACAUCAUCCGCAUCCGCACGGCGCUGGCGGGGCACAACAGCCGCAGGAGUUCUCCGAAAUGCUCCAAAUGCUCGAUCACAGCGGCACAGCAACAUUCGAGGAUCUGAACAUAAAUAUGUUUAGCACACAAUUUGAGUAAUUGCAAAUUGCUCUCAAUUGCAACAACUUCACUCACAUUCUCCCUCUCUCUCUCUCUGUCUCUCCCCCUCCCACCCACUCAGUCUUGACUCUCGGUUAGAGAUGAGCGCGUGUCACACGAAAAGCAGCAAAAUGUCACACUUUUAGUAGACUUGCAUAAAUUAAGUUUAAAAGCAAACCUAAUUUACAUUAAUUUGUUUCUCAGUCUUAUUUAAACAUUAAAUAUUUGUAUUUAUUUUAUA
Drosophila grimshawi is the source of this 2681-nucleotide messenger RNA. It is a transcript of the gene tgo, whose product is annotated as aryl hydrocarbon receptor nuclear translocator homolog. Bases 503 to 2440 code for a protein of 645 amino acids. The transcript has a single exon. The record is from RefSeq and is a predicted model, not a curated record. Gene Ontology annotation, cellular component: transcription regulator complex; aryl hydrocarbon receptor complex; cytoplasm. Gene Ontology annotation, molecular function: RNA polymerase II cis-regulatory region sequence-specific DNA binding; DNA-binding transcription factor activity, RNA polymerase II-specific; protein dimerization activity. Gene Ontology annotation, biological process: regulation of transcription by RNA polymerase II. Lineage: Eukaryota; Metazoa; Arthropoda; Insecta; Diptera; Drosophilidae.